This is a messenger RNA of Syngnathus acus (greater pipefish), 6119 nucleotides long. It is a transcript of the gene nfasca, whose product is annotated as neurofascin homolog (chicken) a. The record is from RefSeq and is a predicted model, not a curated record. Gene Ontology annotation, biological process: cell-cell adhesion; brain development. The coding region runs from base 100 to 4221 and encodes 1373 amino acids. Lineage: Eukaryota; Metazoa; Chordata; Actinopteri; Syngnathiformes; Syngnathidae. Gene Ontology annotation, molecular function: cell-cell adhesion mediator activity. The transcript is spliced from 32 exons.
GCAGCAACUGCAGCAGCAGCAACUGCAGCAGCAGCAACUGCAGCAGCAGCAACUGCAGCAGCGUGCCAGAAGUCGUCAGGAGCGGUGAAGCGGGCCGAAAUGAUGAGGCGGGGCAGCCAUUGGGCCCUGGCUUUCAUGUCGUUGCUGCUGUGGCGCCAAUCCGCGACAAUCGAAGUACCAAACGAUCCAAAGAUCCUGGCGGACCUGAAACAGCCCCCUACUAUUACCAAGCAGUCAGUAAAGGAUUACAUUGUUGACCCCAGAGAUAACAUCAUCAUCGAGUGCGAAGCCAAGGGCAACCCGGUGCCAACGUUCUCAUGGAGAAGGAAUGGCAAGUUUUUCAACACUGUAAAAGAUCUGCGUGUGACAAUGCGCAAACGUUCGGGAACCCUGGAAAUCGGAUUUCGGAACGGAGGACGGCCGGAAGACUAUGAAGGCGAAUACCAGUGUUUUGCCACCAAUGAUCACGGAGUGGCAAUGUCCAACAAAAUUCUACUUAGGGUCUCGAAGGCACCUCUGUGGCCUAAGGAGGUGCUGGAGCCAGUGGUGGUGAGCGAGGGCUCGUCGCUGGUCCUCCCCUGCAACCCCCCUCCGGGCCUCCCGCCUCCGUUCACUUUCUGGAUGAGCAGUAUGAUGAUUCCGAUCCGACAAGAUAAGCGAGUGUCCAUGGGUUUGAACGGAGACAUGUACUUUUCCAACGUGGUGGCCCAAGAUGCUCAGAACGACUACAGCUGCAACGCUCGCUUCCUCUUUACGCACACCAUCCAGCAGAAGAACCCCUUCACUCUCAAAGUUCUUACCAAUGAUCCUUAUAAUGACACCUCUUACAAUGACAGUGACCCAUAUGGUGGCCGUAAAGUUGCUGAGUCCACGCCAACCUUCCUCACACCGUCGGGGAGCGAGAGCUCCAAAAUGGUGCUGAGAGACCAGCAACUGCUGCUGGAGUGUAUUGCUGCUGGACUCCCCACGCCGGCUAUCAAAUGGUUUAAGAAGGGCGGCGAUCUGCCGGCACAGAAAGUCAAGUUUGAGAAUUACAACAAGACCAUGAAGAUUGUGGCCGUGUCUGAGGAGGACACGGGGGAAUACGUCUGCAUGGCCACCAAUCAUUUAGGGAGCAUCCGCCACUCCAUUUUUGUUCAAGUGAAAGCGGCUCCUUACUGGCUGGACAAACCGACCAACUUGGUGCUAGCUCCAGAAGCCAAUGGCCGCCUGGUGUGUCGGGCCAACGGCAACCCCAAACCCAGCAUCCGAUGGCUGGUUAACGGCAUUCCCAUAAACAGCUCUUUGCCUGACCCGAGUCGCCAACUCAUGGGCGACACCAUCAUCUUCCGCUCGGUGCAGAUGGGAAGCAGCGCGGUCUACCAAUGCAACGCCUCCAACCAGCACGGUUAUCUUCUGGCAAAUGCCUUUGUCAGUGUCAUCGAUAUGCGUCCAAGGAUACUUGGGCCAAAAAAUCAACUGAUCAAAGUCAUCGAGAACAACCGCACCUUUCUGGACUGCCCCUUUUUCGGUUCCCCUAUUCCAGAUUUACGCUGGUUUAAGAACGGACAAGGCAGCGGCCUAGACGGCGGACAUUACCGCGCUUAUGUCAACGGCAGCCUGGAGAUCCAACGUGCCAGAGCGCAGGACGAGGGCACCUACACUUGCGUGGCCAGCAGCAUUCUGGGCAUGGCUGAAAACCAGGUCCGCCUGGAGGUCAAAGAGCCCAGCCGUAUCGUCGGGGCCCCUGAACACCAGUCGGCCAUCAGGGGGUCCACGGCUCGUUUUGACUGCAAAGUCAAAUUUGAUCCCAGCCUGGCUGCCACUGUGACUUGGACCAAGGAUGACAAGCCCAUCCAUCUGGGAUGGAGGCUGAGGAAAGACGAGGAAUCGCUGACCGUCCCGAACGUCAACGAGGGGGACGAAGGAACUUACACGUGUACUGUUGAAACCGAGAUUGACCGGGACUCGGCCUCGGCUCGUCUCACCGUGUUAGAAGAAGCCUCCCUCAACCCCUCACUUUCUAGUGCCUUGCCUCCAGACCUCCCCGACCCUCCUAUGGAUCUGGAGCUGUCAGAUCCGGCAGCCCGGAGUGUUCGCCUCACCUGGAUCCCUGGAAAUGACCACAGAAGUCCCGUCACAGAGUUUUUGGUCCAGUUUGUGGAAGACCGCUGGGAGCCAGGAAGAUGGCAGGACCUGGCCACCUACCCCGGGGACCUCAACUCGGUCAUUCUGCAGCUGGCUCCCUUUGUCAACUACCAGUUCCGAGUUAUUGCCAUCAACCAGGUGGGCCGGAGUGCGGCCAGCAGACCCUCACCCCAAUACCAAACCAGUAGCGCUGCUCCUGAUGUUAUACCCAGAGGCCUCCGAGGCUGGGGCUCACAGAAAGACAACAUGGAGAUCACCUGGGAGCCCCUGCUUGAUCUGGAGAAGAACGGCCCUAAUUUGCACUACGCCGUGUGGUGGAGACGCAAAGAUUCCGAUGCCGAGUGGAGCAAUGUGACCACAACGGGGACCAAACAUGUUGUCCACAACACACAAACCUAUGUAGCCUAUGAAAUGAAAAUCCAGGCCAGGAAUGAUCUUGGAGCAGGACCAGAGUCCAAUGUGGUCAUUGGACACUCGGGAGAAGACCGACCCACCGGCGCUCCGACCGAGCUGCGCCUUUCUAAGGUAGACAGCACCAAAGCAAAUGUCCACUGGAAGCCCGUCAAGCAGGAGUCGGUCCGAGGAGAAUUCAAGGAGUAUAGACUGCACUAUUGGCGUGAGGCCAGUCACGUGCCCGCUUUGGUGUUUAGCAAGGAGAACAAGACCAAAGGUUUCUACACCACCGUGGCCGAGCCGUCGGGCAUCCUCAGCGACCUGGUGCCCUUUUCGCGCUACAAGAUGUUUAUGGUUGUGGCCAACAAUGGUUACCAAGGUCCGCCCAGCAACACGGUUGAAUUCAGCACAAAGGAAGGAGUGCCCGACGCUCCCAGUUUUUUCAGGAUCAAGCGAAGAGGCUUGGAUUCCAUUCAUCUGGAGUGGGACAAACCUCUGGAGCCAAAUGGUCUCCUCAUUGGAUACCAGCUCAAAUACCAAACAGCCAACGGAUCGAGAGAGGGUCGACCUCGCGUUGAGACUUUCCUUCCAAACGUGACGGAGUUCACGCUCCGUCUUCCCGAUCGCUCCAGCCGCUACAAUUUCUACCUGUCGGCGCUCACCCAGGUGGGAGCGGGCGAGGUCUUUGCUGAAGAAUCCCCCUUCUUUGGCAACGAAGAAAACUUUACUGAUGCUACAGGUCUAGUUGAGCUUACGGAUGCCUCUUUGGCUUCAGCUUUCACUCUUACUCCUCCUCCCACUCCUACAACAAUUAGUACCUCACCUUCUACUCUUCCAAUGUCUACAACGAUAGAGGCUACUACUCCUACCACUACUAGUACUACUGCUACUACCAGCAUUGAGGCCGACCCUACCACACUACCGUCUGUGCUGGUCAUCAACAAGAAUAUUGAUAAGAAUGUGUUGGACACCCAUUACGCAGUGGCCCACGGGCGAGAGAUCUGGAAUGUGACGGUGGAGCAUAACAGUAACUACGCUAACGUCAGCUGGAGACACAACUUCCCGGCCGGCAGCAGCGAGUUUGUGCUAGAGUUCACACUGGACAGGGACAAGACAAUGAAAACUGUACCAGUGAGUCAACAGCCCCCCAUUACAGUGGCGGAUUUGAUGGCGGGUGCCAAGUACCAUCUGAGAGUUUACUCCCAUGAACUCAGCAACGUCACCAGCAAAUCUGUCACCUUUGAGACCAAGCAAGCCUAUAUUGACCAGGUGGACAUCGCAACGCAAGGCUGGUUCAUCGGCUUGAUGUGCGCCAUCGCCCUCAUCAUACUGAUCCUUCUCAUCGUCUGCUUCAUCAAACGGAGUCGUGGAGGCAAAUAUCCAGUUCGAGAUAAAAAAGAUCUUCCUUUGGACUCUGUUGAUCACAAAGACCCGGACGGAUCCUUUGAAUACCAGAACCAAAACAAGAACAGCAGCGACGAGGACAACAAGCCUCUUCAAGGUAGCCAAACAUCACUGGAGGGCAACGUGAAGGAGAGCGAUGACAGCCUGGUGGACUACGGAGAAGGCGGCGACGGGCAGUUCAACGAGGACGGCUCUUUCAUCGGCCAGUACACGGUAAAGAAGGACAAGGACGAGACUGAAGGCAACGAAAGCUCAGAAGCCACCUCGCCUGUCAAUGCCAUCUACUCCCUGGCGUAGUGCAACUUUUUAGACUCGCUCGCUCGCUCGCUCGCUCACACGGCCUAGCGCACAGGUGAAGGAAGACUCCAUAUGAAUACGUAGUAUAUGCGACUGUGAGCUAUCAGCUCAUGCCUUUUUUUUCCAUUUCCACAAGUUGGAGAAGAAAUGUGGUCAAUUUGCUUUUGUUCUCAGCCAGCCUGGCUGGCUGGCUGGCUGGCUGGCUGGCCGGCCGGCUGCCCUUUCUCCACACAGACUUGAGUGUGCCUUCGGGGUAGCUUUCAGCGGCCUCCAAAAGCGCUCUGUUUUUUUUCCCAUGAGUACUAGGUUCAACGGCAUAUCGGCCUACAAGCGUCAAACUCGGCAGGAUGCUAGCAGAUAUGUUUAUCAUAUUGAUACAUAUACACAAAGAAAGAUUGGAAUUUUCCACUGCUGGUAGAUGUCUCAUUCAAUCUUAAAGAAUGCUGUACACAAUUUAGCGCCCCAUCCAUCCAUCCAUCCAUCCAUCCAUCCAUCCAUCCAUCCAUCCAUCCAUCCAUCCAUCCAUCCAUCCAUCCAUCCAUCCAUCCAUCCAUCUCGCUAUGCACUAGCAUGCCACUUCACAUUGCUUGAUAUCUGCACGUGUUGUUUUUGAUCCCAGCUGCAGGGUAUGACACAUGCUUCUAAUCACUUUGCCUUUUACACUGUGGUAGAAUUGCUUUUCUGACCUCAGAGUGCAGAUGUCCAAUAUGGUAACCGCGUCAAGAAAAAAGCCAUAUCUGCUAUAGCAGCUCUGACAGUGUACGUUGCUAAUGUGUCCCAUUUGUACAAAAACAACUGGUUUCGUAGCACGGGAGUAGCUCAACAGAAGAAACAUUUGGAAGGCGUCAAAGAGUUACUUUUGCUCGAGGAACACCAGAAGACAAAAAGCUGCUGCAAGCUGACUGAUGGGUGCUGUAUUGUAAGGUGUAUACAUGAUGAUUAACAUUGGUUUUUAUUCACAUUUUAUUUCACACGUUUGAUACCAACACAUCUCUUUAGCAUCAUAAUCUCAUAAUGGAGUGAAUAGAUAUCCUAUAUUAUAGCCUACUACUUUUUCAAAAAUAUUUUCUUAUUGGUGACAGCAGCAAAGUUGCCCAUUUGUUUUUCGCUCAAAGAAAAGAUGAAGUCAUGUACGCAUGCAGUUUCAUUGUCGGGCAAAAAUGCAGCCGUAUGCUCGCAAUUUCUUUUUCACUCUGUGUUUCGUUUCAAGCAACACGGCAAUGUUUACAUCGUAGUGUCAUUACCCAAACGGAACAAAGCAUUCUUUGUUCAUUGCUGUGCUGGGCCUGUUGAAUAGUUGAAGUGCUGAGUUUGGAGCAGACGCUACAUUGAAGUAGCCACAGUACCGUAGUAGUACACAUGUCAAGGCAAACAGGAAUGCUUUUUUUUUCUUCUUCUUUCCAAUUUGCAAACACACCACGAGUAGCAUUGUGAGUGUACAAUGAUGCUGUUGCUGAUCAUAAUUGCAAGAGUCGAUGGAAGAGGAAUAGUAUCGCGCCUUCGCUCUAUUCUGUCAAAAUUGGCUUUGUCAACACUUUUGUGCAUUGGAGUUUUAAAAACGUAUCGCAUGAGAAAACCGUUCAUUGGUCACAUAACGUGGAAAUGUUACGGUGCUCUUUUUGGAAGGAAGAAAUGCACUGUAUGUAUGCCUGCCUGCAAUUCUAAUUCUGACUCCACUGCUUGACUUUUUGCAUUCCUUCAGUCCAGCACAAUUCAAUUGAGCACAAGAGAGUAGUGCUAAUAAAGCCAAUAGAUUUCGAUUUGACUCCAGUUCACGACUGGAGUUCAUAUUUUAUCUGACAGAUUUAUUUGAUAUUGUAUUUAUUGCUUUAUGUGGAUCCUGUUAAUUCAUUAAUACCAAUAGGUAAUCAUGUAUUUAAUAAAUGUGACACAAACAU